Molecule: messenger RNA, 555 nt
Organism: Malania oleifera
Lineage: Eukaryota; Viridiplantae; Streptophyta; Magnoliopsida; Santalales; Ximeniaceae
Exons: 3
Coding region: 1-555 (184 amino acids)
Source: RefSeq, a predicted model, not a curated record
AUGGUCAUGCCUUUGAAGCUCAACUUGCUGAAGCCCUCACGUCAUCGUGUUCCAUCUCCAAAUAUGAGGCCUCAGAUUAGAAACAACUCCAAGCUUCUUGACAAUUUUACUUACAAGCUCAAUUCUGAGUUCGCUACCAUGGAUUUGGGUUCUCUUGGUUACUUCCUUGGUCUUGAAAUUACCUCCACCACUGAUGGUCUUCUUCACCUGUCCGCUGAUGGUCCUCCGUUUUUGGAUCCCACGCUUUACAGAUCUUUCGUUGGUGCUCUUCAAUAUCUGACUAUUACACGUCUUGAUAUUGCUUAUGCUAUCAGCUCUGUCAAUCAAUUUCUCUAUUUUCCUUCUGAAGACCAUUUCCUCACGGCCAAACAUAUUCUUCACUAUAUUAAGGGCACACUACAUUUUGGCCUCACUUUUCAUCCAUCUGUUAGUCCUAGUGCUUUAGUCGCUUACUCCAAUGUAGACUGGGCAGGAUGCGUUGAUACUCGUCGUUCUACCUUUGGUUAUUGUAUUUACCUUGGCGACAAUUUGGUGUCUUGCAGUGCAACGAAAUAA